Molecule: messenger RNA, 912 nt
Organism: Pseudocercospora fijiensis CIRAD86
Lineage: Eukaryota; Fungi; Ascomycota; Dothideomycetes; Mycosphaerellales; Mycosphaerellaceae
Exons: 13
Coding region: 1-912 (303 amino acids)
Source: RefSeq, a predicted model, not a curated record
AUGUUGUGCUCUAUUGGAAGACACUGUACAGACGGCUUGGCGACAAUGAGCAAAGCUGGGAGUUCCGGUGUCCACGAUGAGGGCAGCUACGCUCUAGCUCUAGGCGGUACUGCUGAAGGUGGACUUGCAGAUUUGGGUCGACACGAGGAGGUCGGGAGGCAUCAUCGCGCCGACCACAUGUGCACGUACGCCUCUGGAAAGCCUCUCGGAAAGCAGUGCUCGGGAGGCUUCCAUGCGUCAUCUUCGUGGCGCUUGGCGUUGCUUGAGCCCUGGCCGCCCUUGCAUUUUCGUGUUCGCGAGAAGCAGGUACGGGUUGCUUUUCUGCGGAAAGAUGCAGCACCCAUGAAAAGAAGUCACCGCCAGAAGACCACACGCUCAACCAAGCAUCGCCACGCCUUUCUGGCAUCGUUUGAGAGACGUAGUUCGGCAUAUUCAGGCACAUCUCAACCAUUGCGGAACAGAGUCAUCCCGUUUAAACGUCAUCUCAUUGCAAAAGCCUGGUGUAUAGGAGCUCUCUCACAUCAAACGAGCAGGCUGCGUCGGCCCCAGAUUCGCUUCCCCGGUUUAGGCCCGCGAACUACUGCAUCAUAUUCUCGCAGCGCGUCGUAUGAGCGCCACAGCAGUAGACUCCUCGUGUUCCAGCCGCCAGCACGUGUCCAGAGAACCACUUCUCGCCGGGUGAACCUGCAGGGCCGAAAUACCGCAUUUGCGCAUUCCCAAUGGCUGAACGUUGCCUACUUGUCGUUCCGACGAGCCAAAUAUCGACCAGAUUUCGAGCCAGUGGACUCGUACGGUCUCUUCUUCAGCGCAUUUUCGUCAAGCGCUGUUGAUCACGCCAUGUCAGCACAUACCUUCCGGUCUCCUGGCCAGAAGAGCGCAGCUACUGCGCCCGAGAAUCGUGUGGUCCGAUGA